Aplosporella prunicola CBS 121167 is the source of this 3915-nucleotide messenger RNA. RefSeq lists its product as uncharacterized. The coding region runs from base 384 to 3626 and encodes 1080 amino acids. Gene Ontology annotation, molecular function: GTP binding; GTPase activity; translation initiation factor activity. The record is from RefSeq and is a predicted model, not a curated record. The transcript is spliced from 2 exons. NCBI's taxonomy places the organism in Eukaryota, Fungi, Ascomycota, Dothideomycetes, Botryosphaeriales, Aplosporellaceae.
UUCACCCUUUGUGAAAAAAAUAACUUUUUCGGUGGCAGAGAUCAAUGAACGGAAACGUCUUGUCGUUGACGUAUCCUUCAGACAGUCGGUCGCAAGCCUGGUACGAGUCAGGCAAUCCCCGCCAAAGCAACCGCACUUCCGUCACCAAUCACAAGAAUUUCAACCUCGCCACUUUCACCCACACGGCCUUCUCUACGAGCAGUGCCAUUGCGAGAUCCGCCUCUUAGUCAUUCACUUGACUGCCUAUUUUUCGCACUUGUCCGGCCGAGCUACGCUAUCGACCACUUCCCCGGCCAUCGUCAACGCCGACACAAGUCCUAGGAUAAAACCUAGUCAACCGGUCCAUCGCAUCUUACCACCCCCGAAACCGUCCGACCGCCACGAUGCCGCCCAAGAAGAAGGGAAGCAAGAAGAACCAGCAGGACGACUGGGAAGCCGAGCUCGGCGAGACCAUCGAUCCCAUAGCUGCUGCCACCGAGGCCGCGAAGCAGGAUGAGGCCGACGCAGACAAAGCCGAAGAUGAGGAGGUGAGCGGAGGCGGUGGCCUGAUGGCUGCACUCCGCAAGAACAAGGGCAAGCGCGCGAAGAAGGGCAAGAUCGCCGAGGAUUUCGUCGAGGGCGAGGACCCCACCGCUGAUGGCGCGAGCGGCACCCAAACUCCCCAAGACGCUGCUGUCGACUUCUCGUCCAAGGCGCCUGAGGAGGCGACCAUGGAUGACGAGGACGUCUUCGCACAGCCGGCCAAGAAGGGCAAGGGCGGCAAGGCUGCUCAGCAGAAGCAGCAGCCCAAGGAAGAAGACGAGGACGAGGAUCCCGGCCGUAUGAAGACUAAGAAGGAGAAGGAAAAGGAGAAGAAGGAGCGCGAAAAGCAGAGGAAGAAGGAGCAAGCCAAGAAGAAGACGGCUGCUCCCCCUCCUGCUCCUAAAAACGAACCUAAGGUCGAGGAGAAGAAGGCCGAAGCCGCUCCCUCUCCGGAACCCGCUGCUCCUGCGGGCGGAAAGAAGAAGAAGAUCAACCCCGCGCUUGCUGCUCUCCAGAAGCAACAGGAAGAACGGAAACGUCGUGAGGAAGAACUUGCCCGCCUUGAGGCUGAGGAAAAGGCCCGUACGGAAGAGGAAGAGCGCCGGGCCGUUGAAGAGGAGAAGGCCAAGGAGGAGGCCAGAGCUGCCAAGAAGCAGAAAGAAAAGGAGAAGAUUGAGCAGCUUAAGCGUGAGGGCAAGUAUAUGACGAAGGCCCAGAAGGAGGCUAAGGCGAGGGCCGAUGCACGCAUGAAGCAGAUGAUUGAAAGCGGUGCCAAGGUUGCGGGUCUUGAGGAGUCCGCAGAGAAGAAGAAGCCCGUUUACGAAAAGAAGAAGAAGGGCAAGAAGGCGCCAGAGACCCCCAAGGUUGACGCUGCCGAGGAAGAGGCCAGGCGGAAGCUCGAGGAGCUGAAGCUGGCCAAGGAGCAGGAAGAAAGAGCCGCUGCUGAGGCGGAGAAGGCGCGUAAAGAUGCCGAAGCCAAGAAGGCUGAGGAGGAGGAAGACGAGCUUGACGACUGGGAGGCUGAGAUGGACAAGGAGGACGGUGCUCCGAAGGCCGAGGAGAAGGUCAAGGACAGCUGGGAUGCCGAGUCGGACGAGGAGAAGCCUAAGAAGGCCUCUGCCGCCGCUAACGGCAAGGGUGCCAAGAAGGCGGCGGCCUCCGACUCUGAGUCCGAGUCUGAGUCUGAUUCUGACGAGUCGUCGGAUGACGAGGAGACGACUACGACGAAGAGGGCCGAAGCUGCUCGCAAGGCUGCUGCUGCUAAGCGUCGCCAGGAGCAGCACGAGGCUGCACUUGCCGCCCGCUCCAAAGAUGACUUGCGCUCGCCCAUUUGCUGUAUUCUUGGUCACGUCGAUACUGGUAAAACGAAGCUGCUGGACAAGAUUCGUCAGACCAACGUCCAGGAGGGCGAAGCUGGUGGUAUCACUCAACAGAUUGGUGCUACGUACUUCCCUCUCGAUGCCCUCAAGAAGAAGACCCAGGUUGUCAACAAGGACGGUGCGUUCGACUUCAAGAUCCCCGGUCUUUUGGUCAUCGAUACCCCUGGUCACGAGUCUUUCACCAACCUCCGUUCCCGUGGUUCGUCGCUUUGUAACAUUGCCAUCCUGGUUGUCGAUAUCAUGCACGGUCUCGAGCCUCAAACCCUCGAAUCCAUGCGCCUGUUGCGUGACAAGAAGACCCCCUUCAUUGUCGCGCUUAACAAGAUCGAUCGUCUGUAUGGCUGGAAGAAGAUCGAGAACAACGGCUUCCAGGAGUCGCUUGCCUUCCAGGGCAAGGCUGUUCAGAACGAGUUCCGCGAUCGUCUCGAAAAGACCAAGGUCGCUUUCGCCGAGCAAGGAUUCAACUCGGAGCUCUUCUACGAGAACAAGUCCAUGGCCCGCUACGUCUCGCUUGUGCCGACCUCCGCCCACACCGGCGAGGGUAUCCCUGACAUGAUCAAGCUCAUCUCUCAAUUGACGCAGGAGCGUAUGACCAACAGCCUCAUGUACCUGUCCGAGGUUGAGGCUACUGUCCUUGAAGUCAAGGUCGUUGAGGGUCUGGGUACCACCAUCGAUGUGAUUUUGUCCAACGGUGUCCUGCAUGAGGGUGACAGAAUCGUGCUGUGCGGUACACAAGGUCCUAUAUCUACCAAUAUUAGGGCCUUGUUGACGCCGGCCGAAAUGAAGGAGUUGCGUGUCAAGUCGGCGUACGUGCACAACAAGGAAAUCAAGGCCGCUAUGGGUGUCAAGAUUGCCGCUGAAGGUCUGGACACUGCGGUCGCUGGUUCGCGUCUCAUGGUCGUCGGUCCCGAUGACGAUGAGGAGGACAUUGAGGAAGAGGUCAUGGGCGAUCUCGAGCAACUCUUGUCUCGUAUCUCCAAGACUGGUCGCGGUGUCAGCGUCCAGGCUUCCACCCUGGGUUCGCUCGAGGCCCUGCUCGAGUUCUUGCGCGUUUCCAAGAUCCCCGUCGCCAACAUCUCGAUUGGUCCCGUCUUCAAGCGCGAUGUCAUGCAAGCGGGUAUCAUGCUGGAGAAGGCGAAGGAAUACGCGGUCAUGCUCUGCUUCGACGUACGCGUGGACAAGGAAGCGCGCGAAUAUGCCGACCAGGUGGGCGUCAAGAUCUUCGAGGCCGACAUUAUCUACCACCUGUUCGACGCGUUCACGGCGCACAUGAAGGAGCUGGAAGAGCAGCGCAAGGAGGAGAGCAAGAUGCUGGCCGUGUUCCCAUGCGUGCUGCGCCCGGUGGCCGUCUUCAACAAGAAGGACCCCAUUGUCGUGGGUGUCGACGUGGUCGAGGGCAACCUCAAGCUGCUGACGCCCAUUUGCGCCGUCAAGGAGAACCCGACCACCAAGCAGAAGGAGGUCAUCCAGCUCGGCCGUGUCGUCGGCAUCGAGCGCGACCACAAGCCCAUCCAGGUCUGCAAGAAGGGCCAGCCCUCCGUUGCGGUCAAGAUCGAGGGCAACAACCAGCCGCUUUAUGGCCGUCACCUCGAGGAGAAGGACACGCUGUACUCGCUUAUUAGCCGCCAGAGCAUCGACACGCUCAAGGACUUUUACCGUGCCGAUGUCAGCAUGGACGAGUGGGCGCUGAUUAAGAAGUUGAAGGUUCUGUUUGAUAUUCCUUAGGUGGGUUUCAUGCAUGAUGAUGAUGACGAUGGUGGUUGUGGGUGGGGGUUAGGUUGGGUUAGGCAGUGGGUUGUAGCUAUGAAUGAGGGUUGCGCGCGCGGUAGGAUAUGGAGAUUGCAUGGUUGGAUGUGUGCUCGCGGAAUGCAAAAAGACCGGAUAGCAUUGGUUGUGAAUGGUAUAUUGUUUCCUCUCUUUCUCCUCCCUUUCCCUUUGCUGCGAGUGUCAGUGAUGAAUAUACUCGUAGCGACCCGUGACAAGCUUUGAAGUGGGCCGUUCUGGUACGUGAAUU